CUUUUAUUUUUUUUCAUAAGCUUCCAGAGUUGACUAAUAAAAAAAAAUAAGAGAUACAAAAUCGAAAAAAAAGAAAAAAUCGAAGAGUCUGUCGGUCACAAUCAGUUAAGCCGAUUCCCUCCGUUUAUACGUUUCAGAAUCAGAAAUCACAACCACCUUCUUCCCCUUUUUUCCUUCUUUUCUCAACCUUCCUUUUUUCCUUUACACGAUUCCUCACUCACCAAAACCUACGUAAAGUCCUCCAUACUGCCUACCUGAAGGACAACAGAGUAAUCAAAAUUGUUACUGAAUUGUGGAUGUUAGUGUAGAAAUUGGGAGAUUUGAUUCAAUUGAAGAGCUAGGGUUCUGAAAUUUGUGUCAUUUCGAUUCAUUGAACGAAGAGAAUGCACCAGGAUUCAGUGUCGGAGCAGGAACCGGACGAUUCUGAAUCUGAGCCCGACUUCGUGGAGCUCGAUCCUACUGGUCGUUAUGGACGGUACAAAGAGGUUCUGGGGAAAGGAGCAUUUAAGAAAGUAUAUCGAGCGUUUGAUGAAUUGGAAGGAAUAGAAGUAGCUUGGAAUCAGGUUAAAGUUGCUGAUCUCUUGAGGAAUGAAGUGGACUUGGAGCGUCUUUAUUCUGAAGUUCAUUUGCUUAAAACCCUCAAGCACAAGAAUAUCAUCAAAUUUUACAACUCUUGGGUUGACACAAAGACUGAGAAUAUCAACAUCAUAACUGAAAUAUUCACUUCUGGGAAUUUAAGACAAUACCGCAAAAAACAUAAGAAGGUUGAUUUGCGAGCACUCAAGAAUUGGUCUCGGCAGAUAUUGGAGGGACUGUCAUAUCUACAUGGUCACGACCCUCCAGUUAUUCAUCGAGAUCUUAAGUGUGAUAAUCUUCUUGUCAAUGGUAACCAAGGGGAGGUGAAAAUUGGUGACUUGGGACUCGCAGCAAUUCUUCGUAAGGCACAUUCAGCUCAUAGUGUCAUUGGUAAGGUCUUAGUUCACUUUGCUAACUUUUGCAUCUAUCCAAGACUGUUAUUGUUAGUGUUAUUCAGAUGGUCCUUUAAUUUUACCAGUGCAAUUCGAUAUUCAAUCUCAGGUACUCCAGAAUUCAUGGCACCAGAGCUUUAUGAGGAGGAAUAUAAUGAGCUAGUAGAUAUCUAUGCUUUUGGCAUGUGCUUGCUGGAGCUGGUGACUUUUGAGUAUCCAUAUGUUGAGUGUACGAAUGCUGCCCAGAUAUAUAAGAAAGUAACAUCAGGAAUUAGGCCUGCAUCAUUGGCAAAAGUAAAGAAUCCUGGAGUUAAAGCAUUUAUAGAUAAAUGUAUAGCAAAAGCUUCUGAGCGUCUGUCUGCUAAGGAACUAUUGAUGGACCCCUUUCUCCAGUCAGAUGAUGAUUCUGGAAGCAUAUCUAGAUCCUUGAGUUCCCACCCCAUACAUGCAGAUAAGAGUGAUGAUGAUAGUGGAAGAAGUCCUCAGGACCAUGUGCCUGAAGGAAGCAGAGAUUUCACAGUACAGGGCCAAAGAAAGGACCUAAACACAAUUUUUCUCAAACUGCGAAUAACUGACUCUACAGGUCAUAUUAGGAAUAUUCACUUCCCCUUUGAUAUUGAAGUUGAUACAGCAAAUGCUGUUGCUAGUGAAAUGGUUGAAGAGUUGGACCUGACAGAUCAAGACGUCUCUGCUAUUGCUUAUAUGAUUGAUUCAGAAAUCCGGUCAUAUAUCCCAGAUUGGGCACCAAAACAAUGUUCUAGCAAUGACAUCACGGAUGAAGUUGCUCCUUCUGAGAGCAGUGAAGCUCGUGAAGUUGCUCCUUCUGAGAGCAGUACCUCUGGUGCUUGUGAUGAUGUUUCCCCUUCAACAAUGAACUCCACUCUUUCUGGCAGUCUUAUGUUGGAAAGACUUCCUUCAGGUCGUAAGUACUGGUCUGAUUCACCAAAAACAACCAGUAGUGCGAGCUCUCCACUCAGACUGGGUCCUUCAAACCUGUCACAGGCAGAUUCACCAAUUCCCAAAAGUAGUUGGACUGAAGAAAACGGGCAAUCACCUAUCAGCCAUAAAGAGGGAAGCAGCUCAGGUGAUGGUGCCUUUGAGCAUGAAGAGAGUGAAACUGAAAAUCAUAUUGAUGAAGAGGCUGGCGUGAUUCCAGAAUCAAACUCAAGUGAUAAUAAACAAUCUGCUGAUUUAACUUCCGAGACUGAGCAUCAUUCAUCAGGGGAAAGAAAAACUCAUAGCAGCAACAAAUGUUCAGAUGACAUUGGAGAUAUUGUGGAGAAACUUGAGACGCUGGUAGAUGAGCAGCGUAAGGAGCUUGAUGCGCUCAGAGAGAAACAUGACUUGGUUAUCUCAGAUGUUAUAAGCAAACUUCCUCCUGAGAUACGCAGUGGAGUGCUUGCUAUGUGUGGUCACAAACUAUCUCCCAAUAGUCUACGAAACGAGAGAGGCUGCUCCAGUACAAACUCUGAAGGCCCAAGAUCCUCUUUGAAAAUAUAUUCCAGAAUGCUGAAAAACUUUAGAGUUACUGGCAAUGGUUACAUGCAAAAUUCAGUAGCUGGAAGUGUUUUGAAUGGACCAAGUUUUAGACGCUGUUUCAACGUCAAGGGAAACAUCAGUUCAGGAUUGGGAAUUGCCGUAAUUUUGAAAGAGGAAGCGGGAGAGUGAUGUGUCAUUGAGCAGUGCUCACCUAAUUAGCCUUAGGUGAGUUUAUUGUUGGACAACAUAUUCAAUUUUAUGUUGCCAUUAUGACAUACACGACGAGUGAUCACUUAGUCCUUCGGAAGAUCUUGUUGACUGACCAGCUGAAACGGAUUUAAAAUCUCGUAUUCAUGAAUGAGAUGCCACAAUAGGUCGUGAAGUGUAUACUUGUAUAUAUUUACAUUUGUAAUUAGCAAAUAUUAAUUGGUUUGAAAUCACGCCUCUUGAGAUAUAUAUAACCUUCACAUGUCUUUUAAUUUUAUCAAUCAUGUUCUAUAAACCCGUAAAGAAGUACAUUCAUUGUGAGAAGAUCAUUGCUUGCUAUU
Messenger RNA from Solanum stenotomum, 2995 nucleotides. Its product is annotated as probable serine/threonine-protein kinase WNK3. Bases 384 to 2636 code for a protein of 750 amino acids. Gene Ontology annotation, biological process: protein phosphorylation; intracellular signal transduction. The record is from RefSeq and is a predicted model, not a curated record. Gene Ontology annotation, molecular function: ATP binding; protein serine/threonine kinase activity. NCBI's taxonomy places the organism in Eukaryota, Viridiplantae, Streptophyta, Magnoliopsida, Solanales, Solanaceae. Gene Ontology annotation, cellular component: cytoplasm. The transcript has 8 exons.